AAAGCGUGACUACUUAGUCCUUAACCAAGUUUAAAGUCAGUUCGUCACUAGAACAAGCAGUGUGCUAAUUGUUUGUUUUCAAACUAUUUCGUUUUGUUGAAGAAAACUAUGAUACCUAUUCAAAACAAUGUGAUGGUGACUUUUCAAUUCUAAUUCAAUAAAUAUAUUCUUAUUCUUAGAGUAUAGAUACGAAUUUAACAAACUAUAGGUAAAAAUUAGAAGUGGUGUAAGAGGAAAUCAGAAUGAAGAAGAUACACUUAGCUGAUGCGGUGUUUGUUCUUACAACAAUGAUAGUCUGCUCCUCGCUGCUAACAACAAUGGCUGCUGUGACAUUAUUUCCUCAAAUGAUGGCAACUCCUUUUCCAGUCAUCAAUAAUAACCGCGACUGUCCCCUGUUCUGUUCCGGAACUGACAGAGAGAUGCAUAGUCCAAUUUGUGGAACUAAUGGAACAGCCAAUAGAAGCUAUGAAAACGAAUGCUUCAUGAGAGUUCUCAACUGCCGAUACAACACAAACUUCACAAAAAUCCAUGAAGGACUGUGUAAGUCUCCUUCAAGUGCAGAGGGUGAGUCGAUGCAAGGAGUGAGUCCUACACCUGAUAACUCAUCCCAGGCCACUACUGCUGGCGUGGAAGUACCAACCUCUCAAACCUCUUGGUUUGGUUCCUCAUCAAACGAUUCAAGCGCAGCCACCAAUUCCUACGAAGUGUAUGAGAAUGUACAGGAAAAACAAUCAAACAAUCAAGAACAAUCCAACUCAUUUUCUUCUAUUGGUACCACUGUGACACCAGACAGUACUACCACUACAACUAUAGAGGCAUUCAAAUCAUUAGAAAACUCAGGCACCUUGAAUUCAACUAGCAGUUCUAUAGCAACAACCCAGGAGUUUUCAAGUUUUGAUCAAUCAUCCUCCUCCACUGACGCAGCUGUGAAGGACUUGAAUAAUUCUACUAGUGAAAAUACUGAAGUGACUACAAAGGUCUCCGAGAAUGGGUCAGGCAUAACUAGUGAAACCAAUCUUUUCAAGAUUCCUUCGAUAUCCUACCCUACAGAUCAGUUGAAAAACGGUGAUGAUUCACAAUCAACCACAGUUAACCCUAUGCCAAACAGUAGCACUGGAAUAAACUGAUUGUAUUUUCCAAAUAUAUAAUAAUUGUGGGAAAUUGUAAUGUACCGUAUCCGAGUAAAGUUGAUGAAAAUUGAAUGAAAAAGACAAAGAAAUUGUCAAAAACCACAGAUUUAUCAGGAAUAAAUCUAAAGACUAAAAAAAACUGAUUGUAUUUUUCAAAUAGAUAAUAGUGGGGAAUUGUAAUGUACCGUAUCAGAGUAAAGUUAAUGAAAAUUGAAUGAAAAAGACUAAGAAAUUGUCAAAAACCACAGAUUUAUCAGGAAUAAAUCU
Nilaparvata lugens (brown planthopper) is the source of this 1397-nucleotide messenger RNA. Its product is annotated as cell wall integrity and stress response component 1-like. Gene Ontology annotation, molecular function: protein binding. Bases 243 to 1127 code for a protein of 294 amino acids. The transcript is spliced from 3 exons. The record is from RefSeq and is a predicted model, not a curated record. Lineage: Eukaryota; Metazoa; Arthropoda; Insecta; Hemiptera; Delphacidae.